Rotaria sordida is the source of this 747-nucleotide messenger RNA. The record is from the annotation of a GenBank genome assembly. NCBI's taxonomy places the organism in Eukaryota, Metazoa, Rotifera, Eurotatoria, Philodinida, Philodinidae.
AUGUCGACAAUAUUAGAAGAUGAUAGUGAUGACAGCGAAGAAUGGAUUUCCAUUGAUGAUGAUAAUGAUGAUGACAAUGAUAGUGAAGAUGAAGAUAAUAAGUUAACCUAUCAUCAUAACGAGCCAGAAGAAUUAAAAGACCUGGACUGGAAUGAUUUACCGAAUUUUAUUCGACGUAAAUCCAUCGCCAAUAAUAUUAUUAUUAGAUUACCAUACAAGGGUACUCAAUUUUACUUAGGUUCUGAAAAAGAUUUUCAACAAAAAGAAACCGAUUAUAUGAAACGAACAGGUGCUUACAAAUUGAUAGAUAAACUAGAUGGAAUUCAUCGAACUGCUAGUCAAACAUGUCUAGCCGAUAUUGUCGAACAAGUAGAAAUCAAAUUGGAUAAUUUACUUGAUUCAAAAUGUAUCGACGAAGUACACUAUAUGAAAAUGAAUAUUAGUCGAUUAUCGGUUCGAAUGCAUUAUCUUUAUUUUGUACCAGAAAUUCACAAAGAAGGAAUUCCAGUUCGACCAAUUAUGAUAUGUAAUGAUGGACCAACAAUGAACAUAGUUCGUUAUAUAACUCCUAUUCUAUGGUCUAUUUUUGAUCGAGCAACUAAUUGCAGACGAUUUUCAAAUGGUGCUGUCGAUGUUAUACAUGCCAUUGAACAUUAUGCUCAAAUAGGUCAUCUUAUACCUCGAACUCUCUUCGUAACAUUUAAUAUGGAUGAAUUGAUGACAGUUUUCGACAUGAUGAAACAAUAG